AAAUAUUUCUCAUUCGCUGACUUGCCUCUUCCUCUCUCUGUGUAUCGCAAGCUUCCUUCGAGUUGAAGAGAGACCUCUUCUCUUCUCUUUCCUUUCACCCGCAUUAAACUCCGCCAUUAUUCCCUUUCCUUCUCGAUCUGCAUCGCUGACCUCGAUUCUCCCGAGCCACUGACUCAGCGGCCAUGGCUCCGGGUCGACUCGCCUCCACCGCCUUCCUCCUAAUCGUAUCUUCCUUCUUCCUCCUCCUUCGACUCGCUCGAGUCUCCGCCGCCCCGCUCCUCCUCCGGCCGCCGCACGCCCAGGCGCGCCCCGCCUUUCUGUUGCCUCUCCACCGCGAUUUUUAUAAAACGUCGUCGUCGUCGUCGUCGUCUUCCUCGGAUUUGCGUCGCCACCUCCAGAGAUCCCCCGCCGAAGUCCGCCCCAGUGCUCGCAUGAGCCUCCACGACGACCUCCUUCUCAACGGGUAUUACACUACGCGGCUCUGGAUCGGGACGCCGCCUCAGAGAUUUGCGCUCAUUGUCGAUACCGGAAGCUCUGUCACCUACGUCCCCUGUUCCACUUGCGAUCAGUGUGGCAAGCACCAGGAUCCCAGGUUUGAUCCAGAACUGUCAAGUACUUAUCAACCUGUUAAAUGCAAUAUAGAUUGCACUUGUGACAAUGACCAGGUGCAAUGUAUUUAUGAGAGGCAGUAUGCCGAGAUGAGUACUAGUAGCGGCGUGCUCAGCGAUGAUUUAUUGUCUUUUGGCAAUCAGAGUGAACUUGCUCCGCAGCGUGCUAUUUUCGGUUGUGAAAACAUGGAAACUGGUGACCUUUACAGUCAGCAUGCCGAUGGCAUAAUGGGGUUGGGACGGGGCGAUCUGAGUGUUGUGGACCAGCUUGUGGAUAAGGGUGUGAUCAGUGAUUCAUUCUCGUUGUGUUAUGGUGGAAUGGAUAUUGGUGGGGGUGCCAUGGUUCUUGGUGGCAUCUCUCCUCCCUCUGGCAUGGUCUUUGCCAAUUCUGAUGCUGUUCGUAGUCCUUAUUACAACGUCGAUUUGAAGGAGAUUCAUGUUGCGGGCAAGAAAUUGGCUUUGAACCCAAUGGUUUUUGAUGGAAAACAUGGAACUGUCCUGGACAGCGGUACCACAUAUGCUUACCUACCGGAAACAGCAUUUCUAGCGUUUAAGACUGCGAUUAUGAAGGAACUUCAGUCGCUUAGGCAGAUCCGUGGCCCUGACCCAAACUAUAAUGAUAUCUGUUUUUCUGGUGCUGAAAGCGAUGUCUCCCAACUGUCAAAAUCAUUUCCCAUGGUAGAUAUGGUAUUUGGCAAUGGACAAAAACUGUCGCUAUCUCCUGAAAACUACUUGUUCCAGCAUUCAAAGGUGCGUGGUGCAUAUUGCUUGGGUAUUUUUCAGAAUGGAAGGGAUCCAACCACUCUUCUAGGAGGAAUUAUUGUUCGGAAUACUCUUGUCAUGUAUGAUCGUGAGCAUUCAAAGAUUGGGUUCUGGGAAACAAAUUGUUCUGAGUUAUGGGAAAGGCUUCGCAUAUCUGAUUCCCCUCCACCAAUGUCUCCAGCUUUCGAUGAGAAUAAUCUUACUCGUGAAGUGCCACCUACAAUAGCACCCAAUGAAGCACCUGAUUAUGUUCUUCCAGAGGAUCGCCAAAUUGGACAAAUAAGAUUCCAGUUAUCAUUCAACAUUAGUCACAAUGAUCUAAAGCCUCAUAUCACAGAACUGGCUGGAUACAUAGCUCCCGAAUUACAUGUUAAUGUUUCACAGGUCCGCUUAUUGAAUUUUACUUCGAAAGGAAAUCAUUCCCUUAUUGCAUGGAGCAUAGUCCCAGCAGUGUCCGCUGGCUCCAUCUCUGAUACAACUGCAACCAGUAUAAUUGCCCGGCUUGCUGAACAUGGUAUGCAGCUUCCUGGUACCUUUUCCAACUAUGAGUUGGUCGGAUGGGAUGUUGUACCGAAGGAAAAAAGGAAAUGGUGGCAUCAAGGAUAUUUGGUGGCCAUUUUAGCAAGUUUUGUUACUCUAAUCAUUAGUUUAUCAGCUUUUGGGAUGUGGUUUAUUUGGAGACGCCGGCGAGAAGCCCUCAAUGCAUAUAAGCCAGUCAAUGCAGUGGUCCCGGAGCAAGAACUUCAACCACUGUAAACUUUGGAGCUAUUUUUGCUUUUUGAGCAUGCUGGAGAGUAUAUCUUUAUUUGCAUUUUUUGGCUCACAAACGAAUAUGGCAGUUAAUUAAUUGAACCAGUAUUCUUGUUCAGUAAAAGUGAAUUAUUCUUUUACAUUGCUCUGAAUGCUUUUUUAAAAAAACCCAGAUAGGAGAUGCCCUAGAAAGAGUACUCACAUUUUGGAUAUGUGAGCAUAACCAAAUAUGUAUGUGAAUAUUGUAACAUACGGGUCCAAUAAAGGCUUGAUUUUAUGUAUCCAUAGUUUGGUGUUUUCCUUCGCCAGUGGAUAUCUUGAGAGAGUACUUGUACUGAAGCCCUUGGCUCUUGUUGCCAU
Molecule: messenger RNA, 2480 nt
Organism: Morus notabilis
Lineage: Eukaryota; Viridiplantae; Streptophyta; Magnoliopsida; Rosales; Moraceae
Product: aspartic proteinase-like protein 2
Exons: 12
Coding region: 183-2126 (647 amino acids)
Biological process (GO): proteolysis
Molecular function (GO): aspartic-type endopeptidase activity
Source: RefSeq, a predicted model, not a curated record